AGUAAACAUAUAGUAGUUGUAGUAAUAAAACACGUGUUUGUGUUGUCAAUCAAAUUGAAUCAAUCAAUGUAUGAAUAUUAGCCGUAAUUUUAACAAUUAAUUUAGUUUAACCAUUAAGUUAGUGGUCAUCACCGAUAACCAACUAACCAACCGAUCGGUGGCCGCAAACACACCGCAAACUAAUGGGUCGCCGAAGGAAAAAGUCUCGUAAAUCUCGCGGCGGAUCAUCGGCUGACGGGUCGGCUGUGGCCGCAGCCGGCAGUGAAGAACCAGAAUCGCUAACCAAAGCACCGCACAGUUUUGUCAUCAAACGCGGACGUAUUGGUAAAUCGGUAAAUGAAUUGAUGGUCAACUUUCGCCAGGUUAUGGAACCGUUUACGGCUGCAUCCUUACGGGUCAAACGAUACAAUGUGGUCAAAGAUUUUGUACACAUAGCCUCCACAUUGAAUGUCACACAUUUGGCCGUAUUUACAAAAACCACGAAAUCAUCGUAUAUGCGAUUAUGUCGUCUACCCAGAGGUCCGACUCUGACCUUCAAGAUAGUCAACUAUACCCUAACGAAGGACGUACGGACAUCCCUGAAGCGGCCGCUGGUCUAUUCGGGUCUGUUUCAGUUGUCGCCGUUGUUGAUAUUGAACGGUUUCGGCGGCUCCGGUGGUGGUGAUGGACCCGAUGGCCAGGAGUUGCAGAUGAAAUUGAUGACAUCGAUGUGGAGGAAUAUGUUUCCGGCGUUGGACGUCAACAAAGUUAACUUGAAUACAAUACGUCGGUGUAUUUUGUUGAACUACGAUCGGGACACUCGACUGAUUGAAUUCAGACACUACGCUAUCAAAUUGAAACCCGUCGGACUGUCCCGAACGGUACGUAAGUUGGUUGCGGGUAAGAAAGUACCCGAUUUGGGUCAGUUCAACGAUAUGACUGAUGUUGUCGGCAGCGCCGGUGAUAACAAUGCUUUUACCGAAUCGGAGGGCGAGGCCGAUGAAGUCGAACAGAAUCGGCAUAUAAUGUUGACACAGAGGAUCAGUUCCCGUGGAAAUAUGGUCAACGAAAAGAGUGCUAUCAGAUUGACUGAAUUGGGUCCGCGGCUGACACUGGAACUGAUGAAAAUAGAAGAAGGAAUAAUGGCCGGCGAAGUACUGUUUCAUUCGCUAAUACAGCGGACAAAAGCCGAGAUCAAAGAACUGAAACACAGGCGACAACAGCUACAGGACUUGAAGCUGUCGCGUAAACGACAACAAGAGUUGAAUGUCAAGAGAAAAUUGAUGGCCAAAAAUAAAGACAAUAAAUCUAUUAAUGAAAGUAAUGAUAAUGAAGAAGACGGCGACGGCAAUGAUGAUGAAGACAUUGAUGAAGACAUUGAUGAAGAUAUGGAUGUCUUAGAGUAAGCAAUGGAUGAAUGAAUGAAUAAAUGACAUCGAUAUAUGAUAUCUAUUUAUAUCCCGUAUAUAUACAGUAUAUAUAUAUAUAUAUAUAUU
This is a messenger RNA of Oppia nitens, 1475 nucleotides long. RefSeq names its product protein Peter pan-like (gene ppan). The transcript has 3 exons. Bases 183 to 1385 code for a protein of 400 amino acids. Gene Ontology annotation, molecular function: rRNA binding. Gene Ontology annotation, biological process: ribosomal large subunit assembly; rRNA processing. The record is from RefSeq and is a predicted model, not a curated record. NCBI's taxonomy places the organism in Eukaryota, Metazoa, Arthropoda, Arachnida, Sarcoptiformes, Oppiidae. Gene Ontology annotation, cellular component: preribosome, large subunit precursor.